GUGGCCUUCCCUGAGGAGGGACCAUCCCGGCGAGAACGGCGGGUACUCAGUCGCCUCCUCCCCAGCACUGACCCAUGCAGCCUCCAAACUCUGGGUCCCCAACACGGACUUCGAGGUCGCAGCCAACUGGAGCCAGAACCGCACCCCGUGCGCCGGCGGCGCCGUCCAGUUCCCGGCGGACAAGAUGGUGUCAGUCCUGGUGCGCGAAGGUCAUGCCGUCUCAGACAUGCUCCUGCCGCUGGAUGGGGAACUCGUCCUGGCUUCAGGAGCCGGAUUCGGCGUCUCAGACGUGGGCUCGCACCCGGACUGUGGCGCGGGCGACCCUGCGGUCUACGGCGACUCUGACCGCUUCUCCUGGCAUGACCCGCACCUGUGGCGCUCCGGGGACGAGGCACCUGGUCUCUUCUCCGUGGACGCCGAGCGCGUGCCCUGCCGCCACGACGACGUCUUCUUUCCGCCCAGUGCCUCCUUCCGCGUGGGGCUCGGCCCUGGCGCUAGCCCCGUGCGUGUCCGCAGCAUCUCGGCUCUGGGCCGGACGUUCACGCGCGACGAGGACCUGGCUGCCUUCCUGGCGUCCCGCGCGGGCCGCCUACGCUUCCACGGGCCGGGCGCUCUGAGCGUGGGCCCCGAGGACUGCGCGGACCCGUCGGGCUGUGUCUGCGGCAACGCGGAGGCGCAGCCGUGGAUCUGCGCGCAUCUGCUCCAGUCCCUGGGCGGCCGCUGCCCCCAGGCCGCCUGCCAUGGCGCCCUCCGACCCCAGGGGCAGUGCUGUGACCUCUGUGGAGCUGUUGUGUUGCUGACCCACGGUCCCGCGUUCGACCUGGAGCGGUACCGGGCGAGGAUUCUGGACACCUUCCUGGGCCUGCCUCAGUACCAGGGGCUGCAGGUGGCCGUGUCCAAGGUGCCACGCUCGCCCCUGCUCCGCGAGGCCAAUACGGAGAUCCAGGUGGUGCUGGUGGAGACCGGGCCCGAGACGGGCGGCGCCGGGCGGCUGGCCCGGGCCCUCCUGGCGGACGUCGCCGAGCACGGCGAGGCCCUCGGCGUCCUGGAGGCGACCAUGCGGGAGUCGGGCGCACCUGUCUGGGACGGUUCCGCGGCUGGGCUGGCGGGAGGCGUGGCGGCUGCGCUGCUGCUGGCGCUGCUGGUCCUGCUGUUGGCGCCGCCGCUGCUGCGCCGCGCGGGGAGGCUCAGGUGGAGGAGGCGCCAGGAGGCGGCCCCGGCCGGGGCGCCCCUCGGAUUCCACAACCCGGUGUUCGAUGUGAAGGCCUCCGAGGAGCUGCCCCUGCCGCGGCCGCUCAGCCUGGUUCCGAAGGCGACCGCAGACAGCACGAGCCACAGUUACUUCGUCAACCCGCUGUUCGCCGGGGCUGAGGCCGAGGCCUGAACGGCCGCCUGACAGUCAAAUUUGGGGCUCCCCACCCCCUCUGGCCCCAGAACCUCCCCGAUCCCAGUCGAUCUGGGGGCUAGCCACCCCGUCGUCCAGCCCCCAAACCUCCCCUUCCUUACCCCCUCCUCCGGAAGCCAAGGACAGGGUGGCCUUACUCAAUAAAGGUGUUUCCUGCACCUGCUUCAGCCUGGACAUGCUGCCCCUGGCCCCGCCCAUGAGGACUGGGAGCCCAGUCUUGCGCCCCAGUCGCACCGGGGAACAUGGGAAGGGUCUAGCUGGCUACUGCUGGAGGCAGCACUGGUCACCACCUGGGCGGCCAGAGGCUGGGGUCUGUGAAGGUGAACCCAGGACUAGGAGGGGGGGGUCUUCCCCGCCUUCCGGUGGAGGGAGGGUGAGGAGCUGGAGGGAGGGGUGGGAGAGAGGCAAGGGGUGGAGGGAGCCAAAGGCUAUGCCUGGUGGGGCGGACGGAAAAGGGGUGGGCACCCCUUCUGACACCAAGUUGCUGGAUGCGUCACACUGCGAAGGCAGAUCAUAUGGGGUCACCCAUGUGCAAGCGUGUACCACUGCACUGACAGACAAGGGCCUGACCCUAUGUGUGCAGCUGCAACUGUGGCACAGUGACCACUUCUGUGAAACCAGUAUCUGGGGCUGGAGAUGUCACCGGCAUCCCCAGUCAGGGCCUGGCCCCCACUCGGAAUCUUCUGCCCAAGGGCCCAGCUUAGCCACCAGGACACGUGCUGUAACUCAGAUCAGGGCGCCAUGCUGCCAGGCGCAUCUGUGUUGUGGUUGGAAAGAGUCACUCUGUGUGCUGUGCGGUGUCCCACUGAGUGACCACCACAGUUCACGCGUGUGCUCCAACAGCUACCAUCUUGCAUUUAAAGAAGUGGCCGACACUCCCACAGGCACUUUUCAGCCACAAUUUUCUUUCGUGUCAGGUGCAAACUGGAGAGCAAGCCUGAGCUGACCGGACAUCACCUGCCGCCCGCUGCUCACGCCACUCAUAGAUGCGACGGUGCUGGCAGGGACCUACCCUGGUGUGGACUAUGGAAGGAGAGAUGCUCUGGGCUUCCAGGGGAGCUGCUUGCUGCAGCAGCAACCCACGCCAUGCUGCCUGGCACAGAGCUGCAAGGUCCCAAGUGCCCCCGCUGGGUGCUCGGCUGCCUGCCCUGGCUUGCAGUCUCCUCCCCGGUCCGCACUCUUCUGCAGGGGCCGGCACUGCCCUUAUCCUACCAAGGACAACUAGGUCUCAGUGAGUGGCAAAUAAAAGCCAACUGCGUGCAUAACUCGGGAAACUGACUCCGAGCAACCUCUCAACCAGGGACCACUCACCCUGACCCAGGCCUCCCCGAGAGCUCCUGCCUCUUCCUGGGGCCUCUGGCCUGCCCCAUCCUGUCCCUUGGGGCUGCUGGCGAGGUUAGCGUGUAUGGGUGUGGACAUAAAGACCCUCCCGGGCAGCUCCCUCCUGGGGCCCUGGCGCUGCCUGGCUGGGGCUCACAGGCACGCCGCCUUCCUCCCACCCUUCACUCCUGCCCCAAGGACGCCCUCUGCCCAGACUGAAGACACCAACAGCAACCUUUUGUGUGACCUCCGAGUGAGUGACCCAGAAUAGCUUCUGCUGGCCAGGUGAAGCUUCACUGCCUUCUGGAGCUCAGCCACUUCUGGGGCUCAGACACACGGGUGACACGUUAUCACAUCCAGACGGACCACCGGGAACUUUAAAACUGCCGUCUUCUGCUUUAUUGACAGGUAAAUUGUUCAAAAAUGUUCUCACGAUUCAAUAAUUACAAAGACUCAGACUUACAUUAAAAAAGUAAAAACCAGAACCCCCCAGGUGCCCAUCCAGCAGAAGGCCCAGGAGGGCAGUGGGGUGGCAGGGCUAGGCGGUGCUGGGCCACUCAGUGCUGACUUGGGGAAGUGCACGUCCUGAACAGCCUUGCCAAGCAGCCGACCGGUGGGAGAACAGGGGAAGCCUGGCCCAAGCUGUGGACAAGCUGUGUCUGCCGCCACAGUUAAUCACAAGCCUCUGACGACACAGGGCCACAGAGCUGGUCACUCAACAUCUGGUACAAAGAAGGGUGAGGUGACAUCCCCGCGCAGGGCACUGCUGUGCCGCGGGCCGGGGCCAGUGUGCAGGGGUGUGUUUGGUGGGUCUACGUGAUCACACGGGCUACUAACCACGGGGGCUCCAUGCAGGGGGAGGGCCGGGGGGGGGGGGGGCGACGGGGGGUUUUCCAGUGGCUGCUUCAUGGCACCCUGGGGCUCUGACUCCUCUCAGCCCAGCAGGCCACAGGGCCUGCCUGCACCACGACACUCGCUGGUUUUAUGGCAGGGGGCGGAAGCCGUGGAAGCGAGUGGAAAGCAGAGAGCACAGCUGACUUCACAGUAGGAGAUACUGGUGACACUUGAUGGCUGCGACCCAGAAUGAACUUAGCACACUCAGGGACGCAGGGUGUCACUGGUCCUGGGCCUCUGUCCAUGACUAGGUGGUCAGCAGGACUUCUGCAGCUGACUGCAAUGGCUAAAUGAAAAAAAGGCCACAAACUAACCUCCACUUUCCUCUGUCUUCAAAAUUCUAGUGACACUGGGAAUGCUAUAUGACCUCCUACUAUUCUCCUAAGGUCCUAGGGAAGUUUGAGGAACUAGGGAAAAGACUGGGUACUGAGGCUGUGUCCCCACAUGUCUGCUUCCGAAGCAGCCGCGUCAUGACGGGUUUCUGCUGAGGAAGUGGCGUAGGCAGGGCCCCACACGCCUUCUCGGGUUGUCAGGGGUGGGAGAGAGGCUGUAUGGGGGUCCUUCAUGUGCAGACGGAACAGUGUCGCCUCAGCUGUGCAGACGAACAGAUGUGGUCUACUGCCACGAACAAUGCGGCAUAAAACUGAUCAAUAUUACAAUAAAGAUUUGUCUUCUUCAUCUCCA
This is a messenger RNA of Piliocolobus tephrosceles (Ugandan red Colobus), 4303 nucleotides long. It is a transcript of the gene AMN, whose product is annotated as amnion associated transmembrane protein. NCBI's taxonomy places the organism in Eukaryota, Metazoa, Chordata, Mammalia, Primates, Cercopithecidae. The transcript is spliced from 11 exons. Gene Ontology annotation, biological process: intracellular protein localization; receptor-mediated endocytosis. Bases 185 to 1384 code for a protein of 399 amino acids. Gene Ontology annotation, cellular component: apical plasma membrane; endocytic vesicle. The record is from RefSeq and is a predicted model, not a curated record.